Messenger RNA from Entrophospora sp. SA101, 408 nucleotides. The record is from the annotation of a GenBank genome assembly. Lineage: Eukaryota; Fungi; Glomeromycota; Glomeromycetes; Entrophosporales; Entrophosporaceae.
AUGGAAUCGAAAAUGAAUGUUCCAAUUUCAGAAAAUAAAACCGCUGAAGUUAGACAGCCAGAUUCAAAUGAAUCGAAGACUGAAAAAAUUAGUGCCCCUUUAACCACCUUGAGUAGUCAUUCUGAUCCCUAUCCGCAUUAUUUCAUGACUUUUGCCAUGGCAUCAUUUGGAUUGCUUGCUACCUCUGGACCACAAGCUAGAGCGACAAAAGAUGUUUAUCAUGUUGCAUUAGCAAGUUUGGGAGCUAUUAGUGCAGUUAGUAACUCAUUGAAAGUUUAUCAAUUACGAACUGGUAAACCAAAAGAUCUUGACAAUAGACGUUUUUCAAGAUUUGUUGAUGAUAUUGUUGGUGGCGAAAUUGAUGAUGGGUUGGAUUGUGGGAGUGGAAUGGAUUUUGUAGAAAAUUAA